Molecule: messenger RNA, 1929 nt
Organism: Halichondria panicea
Lineage: Eukaryota; Metazoa; Porifera; Demospongiae; Suberitida; Halichondriidae
Exons: 1
Coding region: 586-1854 (422 amino acids)
Molecular function (GO): catalytic activity
Source: RefSeq, a predicted model, not a curated record
CUGGGAUCGAGGCUAAGACUAAAUUAGAUAUUGUAAUCAAGAUGUUGAUGUUUUGUUUCUUUGUACUAGUUGCUGUUGUCAGCUUCUAUGUUCUGAUGAAGAAAUCAUAUUCCAAGAAAAUAAGAUAUAUUCCUCCAAUUGAAGAUGUGCUGUUAAAGCCCGAGCAAAUCACUGCGAACAUUUUUAGUUACAAAACUCCGUUAUUAUCUGGCUACCCUCUUACAAUAUUGUCUUACAUCUAUCUCACAACGUUGGGGAGGAUUUUAGUCGCUCGGCUUAUAAUUCCAAUGAGCAAGUUGAACAUUUUCUCCGACUGUUUUACCGGAAGUUCCUUCAUUGACCCACUCUGUACCUCCACCAUGCUUCUCAGAAAAGGAAAACAAAAGCAUUUUGAACUCUCUUCUUGGCCGUAUCAAAAAGUACCCAAACUGUACGUCUUCUUCUCAUUACUACAAUGCUUACAAGUCUGGACAAACGACACCUUUGGAGAUUGCUCAUACCGUUCUGGCGGCUAUUGAAGACUCUAACAGGGGAGAAAAAGCUCUUCGAGCUAUCGUCUCAUUCAACCGUGAACUGAUUUCGUCUAUGGCCGAGGCCUCGACUGAGAGGUGGAAGAAUGGUUCUCAACUGUCUGUGAUCGAUGGAGUACCCAUAUCAGUCAAAGAGGAUAUUCCUGUUGAAGGCUACUCUUGCACUUGUGGUACCACCUUUGUUCCUAAUUGUGUUACAAAGCUUGGCAAAACAUCUUUGACGGUCCAAAAACUCGUUGACGAUGGAGCUAUCAUUAUUGGUUUGACUAACAUGCCUAGGCUUGGUUGUAACUCGGUGGGAAGCUGCGAGAACAAUGUGCACGGACAACCUCGAAAUCCUCACAACACAAACUUCUUUUCCGGGGGCAGUUCAUCAGGUUGUGCAGUGAGUGUAGCUGCCGGUCUUUGUCCUAUUUCUGUCGGAGGAGAUGGUGAAGGGUCAGGCCGAGUUCCAGCUGCUGUGUGUGGCGUGUAUGCUCUAAAAUGUACGCACGGGUUAAUGUCUACAGAUGUAGAAUCCUACGGAUCUUUGUUUUCCUUUUCAGUCAAAAGCCCGCUGACAAGUUCUCCAUUUGAUUUGGCUGUAUAUAUUGAGGCAGUUUGCGAUAAAAAAUCGGCCCUCGAUUUUACUGUUUUGAGUGAAAGUUUGUCUUCUCUUUCUGGACUGACUAUUGGCGUUUAUUCUGAUUGGAUGGAAAAUGCUGACAAAGAAACUGUUGUUGUUUUCAAAGAUGCCAUUGAGAAGAUGAAGCGUCUAGGUGCUGAGGUGAAGGAUAUUAAGAUUCCAGAGCUUGAAGAGAUACGAGUUGCUCAUACAAUAACGUCUGUCACUGAGCUUUCUUCAAUAAUGGGGGAAGAUGUUACUAAUCACUUCUCUGAGCUUGGUCCAGGGGCUAUCUUGAUAUCUGUCAUGGGACGAUGUUUCUCAGCAAUCGAAUCCACCAACGCAAUGAAGCAACGUACAAGAACUAUCAAAGCUCUAAAAAGUAUUUUUACCGAAGUCGAUGUCAUUGCUACACCAACAGCUGGUUGUCCGAUACCCCGAAUAACACCCGAGUACCUCACAGUGCACGGAGCUUUCGACGGUGAAGCAAUUGGAAAAUUAGAAACGUUCACCUUUCUUGCUAGUUUCACCGGAUUGCCAGCCAUAACUAUUCCUGUAGGAUUGUUGGGCGAGAACUUGCCUGUUGGCCUGCAAUUGAUAGCUCCGUGGUAUCAUGAUCUCGAUCUUAUCAAGUAUGCAUUGGCUAUUGAAGACAGUGGGACUUUCCCUAGGCCCAAUCCAGACAAGUCAUACGAUAUUAUUAAAACUGCAAGUCAUUGAACUUUUAAUUAGUUAAUUUUGUAUGUAUUCCCUACCAUAAAAAUUUUUCUAUAUGCAUUCUUGCUUAUUCCGUAA